AUGGUGGAUAUAGAUAUCAUCUUGGGGAUGGAUUGGUUAUCUGCCCAUCGCAUCCUCAUAGAUUGUGCUCGUAGAGAGUUGGUGUAUCCCCAGUUGGAGGAUGGGGUGUUGGUGUCAGUUGGUCAAGCUGAGCAGUUGAUGAGGGGUGGAACUGAGUGCUUCAUGUUGUUUGCUGCUGUGAGUAUUGAGACAGAGAGGGCCAUCACUGGGAUUGAUAUGGUCAGUGAGUUUCCUGAGGUGUUCCCAGAUUAUGUGCCGGGAUUGCCUCCUAUGCUUGAUAUUGAGUUUAACAUUGAUCUGGUACCCGGUGCAAGAUGGGUAUUGGUGGCUCCUUAUAAGAUAUCUCUAGCUGAGUUUGUAAACCUGAAGAAGCAGAUUGGGGAUUUGUUGGAGAAACAAUUGGUGAGGCCCAAUGUUUCUCCUUAG
Cajanus cajan (pigeon pea) is the source of this 426-nucleotide messenger RNA. Its product is annotated as methylesterase 9-like. The record is from RefSeq and is a predicted model, not a curated record. NCBI's taxonomy places the organism in Eukaryota, Viridiplantae, Streptophyta, Magnoliopsida, Fabales, Fabaceae.